UGUUCUUCAAUUUCAAGCGGCGUCAUCCGCGAGGGCAUUAUGCAAGAUUGCAUCAAACUAUGAUUUUGGAAAAGGAACCACCAUCACCACCCCGACAGAAGCCGCCGUUGAUUUACAUUUCAUUCGAUAACGAUAUGACCAGCAAUGGCAAUGACGAAGUGAAUCAACAAAAUAAAUCUCCGAACGGUGUUUCGCAAAAGAAAUGUGGUGGUUCUAUGCAAAGUCUGUGCACACUUAGAAAAUCAAAUCGAAACAAUAAAGCUAAUAUGGGCUUAAAACGACGUAACGUUGAUCCAGUGGUCGCUGGCAUACCAAAGAAAAAAUUGAAAGCAAACAAUGGCGUAACAUGUGCGCAACAGCCAAAAAACACGGUGGCUAUGCUCAACGAAUUACGACAAGGUCUUGUUUAUAAUUUAGAAGCACAAACUGGCCCAGUUCAUGCACCCAUCUUUACAAUGACUGUUGAGGUUGACGGCGAAAAGUACGUCGGUCAAGGAAGAAGUAAAAAAUUGGCACGAAUACAAGCAGCCGAAGCAGCGCUAAGGAGCUUCAUUCAAUUCAAAGAUGGUACAGCUUUAUCACCUGUCAAAUCUGCCAACACUAUGGACUUUACCAGUGAUGAUCACAUGGAUAAUAAUGAUACAAACAAAGCAGCGGCCAAUAAAAAACAAACGCCUGAAAAAGGCCCAGUCAUGCUACUUUACGAACUAUUCAACGAUGUGCAAAUCGAUUGUGUUUCAUCGGACGGUGUUCAACAUUCACGUUUUAAGAUGGUGGCCACUGUAAAUAAUCAGAAAUUUGAAGGAACCGGUCCGUCGAAAAAGCUGGCAAAGAAUGCAGCUGCCAAAGCAGCCUUAGCAACGUUAUGUGAUAUUUCGUACAGUCCCAUGCAAAUGAAGUCUACGGAAACUGCACCAGUCGAAAGCAAUAAGAAGCAAUCAUAUGAAUUGCCUCAAACGUUCGCAGAUGGCAUUGGAAAAUUGGUGUUGGAGCAGUUUGCCGAGGCGACCGUCAAUAUUGAGAAUUAUAGCCGACGAAAAGUGUUGGCUGGAAUUGUGAUGACCGAGAAUCUCGAUUUAAAAACAGCAAAAGUGAUAGCAGUCACUACAGGUACCAAGUGUAUCAAUGGUGAAUACAUGAGCAUCAGUGGAACUAGUUUGAAUGAUUCGCAUGCUGAAAUUGUAGCCAGACGGUGUCUGAUGGAUUUUUGCUACAGUCAAUUAGAAUUGCAUACAAAUGCAAGUAAGUAUUCAACGUUCGAUUUUGUCUCAAAUAGAAAAAAAAUCACAUUCUCUCAUUUUGCAGGUACCGCAAAGGAUUCAAUUUUUGUGAGACCAUCACAGCCUGAUCAAUUGUACAAAUUACGUGAUGGAAUUAAGUUUCAUCUGUUUAUUAACACUGCACCCUGUGGAGAUGCUCGCAUAUUUUCACCGCAUGAAACUGAAAUCGGCGUCGACAAGCAUCCAAAUAGAAAAGCACGUGGUCAACUUCGCACAAAAAUUGAAUCGGGCGAAGGGACUAUACCGGUUAAAAGCAGCGACGGUAUACAAACAUGGGAUGGUGUAAUGCAAGGUCAACGACUGUUAACGAUGUCAUGCUCUGAUAAAAUAGCAAGAUGGAAUGUGGUUGGUGUGCAAGGUGCAUUGCUCUCAUCAAUCGUUCAGCCAAUUUAUUUGUAUUCGGUUGUGUUGGGUAGUUUAUUGCAUCCGGAUCAUAUGUAUCGUGCCGUAUGCGGUCGUAUUGAAACAUCAAUUCAAGGUCUUCCGCCGCCAUAUUUUUUGAACAAGCCGAAAUUUGCUCUGGUUACAUCGACUGAAACGCGAAAUCAAAUAAAAGCUCCAAACUUCGGCAUCAACUGGACAUUUAGCCAACGAACGGUUGAAGUGGUAAAUUCAUUGACCGGAAAAACCGUAAACAAUAAAGUGUCACGACUUACGAAGCAAGUGUUUUUUACACGAUUUGCAAAUUUGAUAAAACAAUUGCCGAAUUUACGUGGUCCGCGUUCGAUUGCUGGUGAUUAUCGUGAAACAAAACAAACGGCACGCGAUUAUCAAAUCGCCAAACGUGAAUUGUUCGAUGCAUUUCGACGCGAAGAUCUGGGCAGUUGGUUGAAAAAACCAAUCGAACAGGAUAAUUUUGGUUUGCCCAAAUGACACGAUUUAGAUGUUGUUGACGAUGGUAUCGACACUGAUUUUAUUGGCGUUGAUAAAGAAUUUAUGUAUGCUCCACGAGCACAAAACUCAACCAAAAAUGUAAUGAUUCAAUCGACGAUUGGUAAAAAACAAUUAGAUACACGCAAGCAUUGUGAACGAUUCGACAAAGGCAACAAUAAAAUUGUUGACAAAACACCGCAAAUCCAUCGAAUUGGCAACAAACGAAAAACAAAUGCCGGUUUUGUUACUUUUAAAGAAUAGACAUUUGUAAAUUGGUCGUGGUUGAGUAAAAACUGCUUCACAAAGCAGCUACUUUGUUGACUUAAUAUUUAAUGGCAUCACAGCGAGCAAACAAAAAAUCUGUUUUAAGAUGAUCGAAACGAACAAACAUGGACACAUAGACACACACACACAUAUACACAACACAUGACUUUGUGAUUAGCGUACAUUUGUGACAGUUUUAUUACUCAUUCCAACGGCCUUUCUAAUUCCAUUCUGAAAAGUAUAUAAAAUCCACAAUCAAAAUCAAUAAUUUUAUUACGAUUGCUUUUGUCAAAACGAACGAACAAAUUUUUUUUCUUCUUCUUCUGUUUAAAAGAACAGACUCAUCAGCAUCGAAAUACGUAAUGAACAACAUUUGAGAUCAGUCGAAUGUGACAAGAUGUUUGACUAAAAAAAAGCAAAAACACAUUCAAACGAUUGAGAGAUUAUUGAUAAUUUCAAUCAAUACACUUAUAUUCAGAUUUUAACCCUUUAUAUUUGCAUAAGAAAACAGAAAUACAACACAAUCAGAUAUACAUAACAAAGACACAUACAAAGCAUGGUGUUGCUUCACAAAAUGUAUACGUAGCAAAAAAGAGUUCAAAGUAACCACCAAACAUUUUCUUUAUUUGUUCAUUUUCUACUCUUAAUAUGAAUUCAACUGUAAAAUGUAUCAUCAUUCACAAUCAUUUUCAUAAAAAUAAUUUUCAGUUGUAAGAUGCGCGCAUCUUACUAUUUCGAACACAUUUUAUUUCGAUCAACAUCACACCUUUUUUCGGUUCGAAUGUACAAAAAUGUAAUAAAAACUUAUAGGAUUUGUAUCAUUUACAGAUAUACGUAUAUUCUUUUUCUUCGAUAUUUUUAACAAUAGCUAUUAAUAAUUAAUAAUUUUUUUAACAAUUAAGAGAAUCAAGAGAAAACAAAUUUAUCAUUUUCUUUUGGGAAAAUAAGUCUGCUUUUAACACAUACACAAUUGUUUUGAUUGAUCAAAUAUUCCUGAACUAUCAUUCACUCAAUUGAUAUCAAUCAUUCUUCGUUUAUUCUUGAACUAAUAUCGAAAUCGCAGGUGCUUUGAAAUGACAAUUAUGGAAAAGGUCUUCAUCAUCAAAACCGAAAUGCUUUAAUUUAUGACACAUAUAAAGAAAACAGCAAACAUUUUCAAUUCAUUCACGCCGUGUUACAAUUCAAAAUGUUAGCCUUUAGCAAAACAGUAUUCCUUAUUAAAUAAAAUUACUUAACACUUGUUCAAAUGUUAAAAUAGUAGCAACACAAAAUGAAGAGAACACGAAAAAAAAUCAAUUGUCGACACAUAGAAUCGUUAAAUGCUAAUUAAUAUCGAUACGCUUAAUACUGGAAUCUCAUGAACAAUAAUUUCUUGAAGCCAAUAAAAUAGCGAUUCCAAUGAAGAAAAAUGAAUAACGCUACCUCCGAGCAGCUUUCACAUAUCCAAUCUAUCGCCAGUUUUAAACGAAAAAGGUUCAACGCAAAAAAAAAAACACAAACGCUCAAUUCGAACAAGCCGAUAAUCAAAGCGUUGCUUUUUUAUUUGCAAAAGAGUCCGAAUUUACUGUUGGCAACAAAUAUGGUGCAGAGACCGAACAUCUGAACAAAAAAAAAA
Molecule: messenger RNA, 4032 nt
Organism: Contarinia nasturtii (swede midge)
Lineage: Eukaryota; Metazoa; Arthropoda; Insecta; Diptera; Cecidomyiidae
Gene: Adar
Product: double-stranded RNA-specific editase Adar
Exons: 11
Coding region: 60-2153 (697 amino acids)
Biological process (GO): adenosine to inosine editing; RNA processing
Cellular component (GO): cytoplasm; nucleolus
Molecular function (GO): double-stranded RNA binding; double-stranded RNA adenosine deaminase activity; tRNA-specific adenosine deaminase activity
Source: RefSeq, a predicted model, not a curated record